AUGGUGGACGAGAUGGAUACAUGUUAUAUUUCGGCGGCAUGUAAUCGCACCCCACACUCCACGAGUUGGGGAAAAAAUGGUGUCAUUGCUUUCGGAUCAUCGGCAGCAGUUGCACUUUAUGAUUGUCGGGCUCAAGACAAAGUUGGCCACAUUACUGAGACAUUAGUUGGUCACAAAGACAGGGUGAACUGUGUCAGGUGGAUCCCCAAUGAAGAUGGAAACGUAACUGAACUUGUGUCGUGUUCUGUUGACAAGACAGCUCUAGUUUGGACUGAGAAAGAUGGGAAGAUUUCCAUCACAGCUAGACUAACAGGUCAUAGCAGCAGUAUCAAUGUUGUGGAAGGGUUCUAUGUACCACAGAGAGACCGUGGCGUUACUGGUGAGAAUGCUCGCACGAUCGUGGCAACGGUUUCUGUUGAUAGUACAGUGAAGAUCUGGCAGCGUCAAGUUGGGGGAGUUGACUUCAGUUGUACCCAAACUAUACCAUUCGGGUCUGGCUUUGCUCUCAACGUCAGCUUCACAUUGAUACCUGGUACGAGUGUCCCGAUGAUGGCAGUAGGUGCGGAUGACCAGCGAGUGCAUAUAUUUGUGGAGCAGGAUAAUGAGUUUGUCCGCGUUCAUGCGUUGUUGGGUCACGAGGAUUGGAUCCGGGGAGUGCAGUUCGCUACUGAUGACAGUGGCGACCUCUUGCUUGUUACUUGUGGUCAGGACUGCUUCAUUCGUUUAUGGCGUUUCUCGGCGCGUGACCCAGAUGCAGUGACAUCACAGCUGAACAUCAAAGAGUUGUCAAUUCAUCAAGAAAUCAAACUGAAAGAGAACACAUUUACAUUUCAAGACGGAGAAAAGAAAUGUUGUUUUGCGGUUGUUCUGGAGUCAGUUCUGUCCGGCCACGAGAACUGGGUCUACAGUUGUCAUUGGCAACCAACACAAAUGAAAGACGGUCAGCCUCACCAGCCGAUGUGUCUGCUCUCAGCUUCGAUGGAUAAGACGAUGAUCGUGUGGCAGCAGGAUGAAGAGACUGGAGUAUGGCUUGAUAUGGUGCGUGUUGGAGAGGUUGGAGGGAACACCCUUGGUCUGUAUGGAUGCCAGUUCAGCCCAGAAGGCCAGAGUUUACUCGCACAUGGCUAUCAUGGAGCCUUCCAUCUCUGGCAUUAUAACCAGGAGACUUGUGUCUGGAACCCUGGUGUAACAGUCGGCGGCCAUUUUGAUUCUGUUGAAGACAUCACUUGGGACCCGGAUGACGGAGAUUUCAUUGUCAGCGUCAGUUUCGAUCAGACUUGUCGACUUCACGCGCCCUGGGUGAGACAGCAUGGAAAGGUGCAAUGGAGUGAGAUAGCGCGACCUCAAGUCCAUGGUUACGACAUGCAGUGUUUGACCUUGACCCACAAGUACCAACUCGUCUCGGCAGCAGAUGAAAAGGUCAUACGUGUAUUCAAUGCGCCGAAGAACUUCAUGGAAAACUUUGGUCGAAUAUGUCACAAGGAUGUGAAACAAGCAGUGGAAAAAGUGAUGCAGAUGGACCUCCCAGAGGGAGCUAGCGUGCCGGCCCUCGGGUUGUCCAAUAAAGCCGUGUAUGAAGGUAAGACCCCCGAUGGGGCUGGUGAUGGUGCGUCUCACCACAACAAACACUAUCAGGAAUCUUAUUUCACAGCACUCAAAAUCUCAGAGCCUCCAACAGAAGAGAAUCUCCUGCAGAACACAUUGUGGCCAGAGACACAGAAACUCUAUGGUCAUGGAUACGAGAUCUUCUCCUUAGCUAGCAGUCCCUGUGGUACAAUACUGGCUUCAGUUUGUAAGGCCUCCAAACCAGAACAUGCUGGUAUUAUAAUGUGGGACACGGUGACCUGGCAGCAGCUCUGUGUCCUAGAAUCUCAUUCCCUCACCGUCACACAGCUAGCAUUCUCACACGACGGACGCUAUUUACUGUCCGUGUCCAGGGACCGCACGUGGGCCAUGUUUGAACGGAAGACCCAGGAUGCACCAGAAUCAGACCGGCAAUUCUCCAGAAUAGCUUUUACAGACAAGAAAACUGGUGUCCAUUCGAGAAUCAUCUGGGCGUGCUCCUGGUCACCUGACAACAGGUAUUUUGUAACAGUUUCUCGUGAUAAAAAGGCUGUGAUAUGGGACGUCUCAGAAGCCAGCUCUACCAACCAGUCUAGCUGCCUGGCUGGUGUCAAACCAUGCUCUCAACCAUUGACUCUACCAGACUCUAUCACUGCUGUUGACUUUGCUGCUGUGAUGACUAAAAAUAGUUACAUCCUGGCCUUUGGACUGGAUAGUGGUGCCAUCUAUGUGUACCUGUGGGAGCCAUUAGCUGCCGAGCCGUGGAGAAAAUGUUUACAGCUGAACCAAGAAUGCGCCCAUCAUAUGACUGUGAAGCGGCUGCGAUUCAGAAGACAGCGUGGGCUCGCUGGUCUGACAGAUCAGGACAACAAGGAGAACUGGCUCCAGCUUGGCAGCUGCGGUGCGGACCAUGCGGUGAAAAUAUACAACAUUGACAUUAAUAAACUGACAUCAUGACUGCGAACCGCCAGUAUUCUGUGAGCCUUUUGUGGCAGUCCUGUUUGUAAAGGGGCUUGGUGAUCUCGGAGCCUUGUGGCAGUCCUGUUUGUAAAGGGGCUUGGUGAUCUCGGAGCCUUGUGGCAGUCCUGUUUGUAAAGGGGCUUGGUGAUCUCGGAGCCUUGUGGCAGUCCUGUUUGUAAAGGGGCUUGGUGAUCUCGCAGCCUUGUGGCAGUCCUGUUUGUAAAGGGGCUUGGUGAUCUCGCAGCCUUGUGGCAGUCCUGUUUGUAAAGGGGCUUGGUGAUCUCGCAGCCUUGUGUGUCAAGAUGUCGUUUGUAGACCUGUGUUUAUCCUGUACUGCCUUCAUCAUCCUAAUGGUUGUACUAUACUUAAUAAAUGUCCUCAAAUAUAUCGAUAGCAC
Lineus longissimus is the source of this 2920-nucleotide messenger RNA. RefSeq names its product elongator complex protein 2-like. Gene Ontology annotation, molecular function: protein binding. The transcript has 17 exons. The record is from RefSeq and is a predicted model, not a curated record. Gene Ontology annotation, biological process: tRNA wobble uridine modification. Gene Ontology annotation, cellular component: elongator holoenzyme complex. Lineage: Eukaryota; Metazoa; Nemertea; Pilidiophora; Heteronemertea; Lineidae. Bases 1 to 2520 code for a protein of 839 amino acids.